CAUCAUCUCUCUUAACGCUGGUUUACAAAUCAAAGUUAAGAAAGCUAAAAGCUAUUCUUCUUCAUCUACAAUGUCAUCAGUGGCAAUUCAAUCUCUGAGCUUCUCUCAACGCUUGGUACCGUCCAGUUACCGGCUGUCUCCGAUUUCGCUCCCCCGCAUUUCUAGAUUAAGCUUCCCCAGGUUUUCCGUUCCACGUGUUCCUAAUAUCAAAUGCGUGUCUGUCUCGAGCAGCCCCUCCCUAGCUCAUGAAAAAACGAGAUUUGCUGAAGCUUCCAAAAAUGAAAAUAUUGUUCCAUUAUACCAAUGCAUAUUUUCGGACCAGUUGACUCCAGUAUUGGCAUAUCGUUGUCUCGUUAAAGAAGAUAAUAGAGAAGCCCCGAGUUUUCUUUAUGAGUCGGUGGAGCCGGGCUCUCGGGGUUGUACUGUUGGAAGAUACAGCGUGGUUGGAGCUCAGCCAACCAUGGAAAUUGUCGCCAAAGAGAAUAAGGUUACGAUAAUGGACCAUGUGGCCGGCAGUGUGGUUGAGGAGGUUGUUGAGGAUCCGAUGAUGAUUCCCAGAAGCAUCUCUGAGAGGUGGAAGCCUCAACUUGUUGAUGAACUUCCUGAUGCUUUUUGCGGGGGUUGGGUCGGGUAUUUCUCAUAUGAUACGGUUCGCUAUGUUGAGAACAAAAAGUUACCAUUCUCAAAUGCACCGGAGGAUGACAGGAACCUUGCUGACAUUCAUCUAGGUCUCUAUGAGGAUGUGAUUGUGUUUGAUCACGUGGAGAAGAAAGUCUACGUAAUUCACUGGGUGAGGCUAGAUCAGCACUCUUCUGUUGAGAAGGCAUACUUGGAUGGAAUCGAACACUUGGAAAAAUUAGUCAACAGGCUACAACACACUGACCCGCCAAGACUGUCCCCAGGUUGUGUAGAUUUAUGCACUCAUCAUUUUGGUCCUCAAUUGAAAGAAUCAAACAUGACAAGUGAAGCAUACAAGAAGACUGUUCUUCGGGCGAAAGAACACAUCCAGGCCGGGGAUAUUUUCCAGAUCGUACUAAGUCAGCGAUUUGAGCGCCGAACAUACGCUGAUCCGUUUGAAGUGUAUAGAGCAUUAAGAAUCGUGAAUCCAAGCCCAUAUAUGACUUACUUACAAGCUAGAGGGUGUAUUCUGGUAGGUUCAAGUCCGGAAAUUCUAACACGAGUAAAGAAGAACAACAUUGUGAAUCGACCAUUGGCUGGGACAGUUCGAAGAGGGAAGAGCACUGUUGAAGAUGAAAGGAUGAAAAUGUUGUUGCUAAGUGACGAAAAGCAAUGUGCAGAACACGUUAUGCUGGUUGAUUUGGGUCGCAAUGAUGUUGGAAAGGUUGCAAAAUCUGGUUCCGUGAAGGUGGAAAAGCUUAUGGACGUUGAACGUUAUUCUCAUGUCAUGCACAUAAGCUCCACAGUUACAGGUGAGUUGAAAGAAAAUCUCGACUGCUGGGAUGCCCUAAGAGCCGCACUGCCUGUUGGAACUGUUAGCGGAGCACCAAAGGUAAAGGCGAUGGAGUUAAUCGAUGAGUUGGAGGUAAAUAGGCGCGGUCCGUACAGUGGCGGGUUUGGAGGCGUUUCCUUUACAGGCGAUAUGGACAUUGCAUUGGCUCUAAGGACUAUAGUAUUCCAAACUGGAACCCCUUAUGAUACACUCCACUCGUAUAAGGAUGCCAACAAGCGCCGGGAAUGGGUUGCAUAUCUUCAAGCUGGUGCCGGUGUUGUCGCUGACAGUGACCCUGACGAUGAGCACCGCGAAUGCCAGAACAAGGCCGCUGCGCUAGCCCGAGCCAUCGACUUGGCCGAGUCUGCCUUCGUGAACAAAUAAGUUUAUUGCGGAAGAGGUGACAAGAAAACAGCCAAGGAAAGCGUUUUAGGCACUCCUUUGGAAAUGCGAGGCCACGAAACAAGAGGAAAGGGAGGGGUCCACCGAGGCCUCCAAUGCCUUCCUCUCCUUCAAAGAAAGACCGCUCCGACGAUGAUGACUGUUGACCAUUUAGCUAUGUUUAUCAGAGAUGUUAAUUUCUUUUCUAAUAUUUGUCCUCUUUUUGGUACUGCAUAGACUCUAUGUUGACAUUUGUAUUGUAAGAUUAGACUAUGGUUUAUUAAUCCUAAUUGCAUAUCUUUUCUUUGUA
This is a messenger RNA of Mangifera indica (mango), 2141 nucleotides long. RefSeq names its product anthranilate synthase alpha subunit 1, chloroplastic-like. The coding region runs from base 71 to 1834 and encodes 587 amino acids. The record is from RefSeq and is a predicted model, not a curated record. Gene Ontology annotation, biological process: L-tryptophan biosynthetic process. Gene Ontology annotation, molecular function: anthranilate synthase activity. The transcript is spliced from 12 exons. Lineage: Eukaryota; Viridiplantae; Streptophyta; Magnoliopsida; Sapindales; Anacardiaceae.